Iphiclides podalirius (scarce swallowtail) is the source of this 1983-nucleotide messenger RNA. Lineage: Eukaryota; Metazoa; Arthropoda; Insecta; Lepidoptera; Papilionidae. The record is from the annotation of a GenBank genome assembly.
AUGUUGUUUAUCUGCCGCUGCCAGCGACGGAUCAGAUUGAUGAUGAUGAAGAUCCUAGGAGAGCUGGCCCUUGUGGGGGCCAUAGCGUCGGUGUUCAUCGUCGCUGCGCAGGGUCGCGCCGCUGAGCGGGCGGCGGAGGAGGCAGCGGGCAGGGAGUAUAUAAGGACACUCGAUGAGCUCACGUCCAAGGCAAGGAACAAAAGGGUCAUCGCCAACUGGAACUAUGAGAGCAACAUAACAGCUUAUAAUGAGGAAGUACAGAUGCAAGUAUACCUAGAGGUGGCCGAAGAGGAGAAGGAGUAUUGGAAAGAGACAAUGACGUACUUCUGGCGCGAGUUUGAAGAUGAGGACUUGAAGAGGAUGUUCAAGAAAUAUUCGCAGUUAGGGACGUCCGCGCUGCCAGAGGAUUUGAACCAGAGGCUCAUACAAGCCGUCAAUAACAUGCAGGCGACUUACGCUAAAGCAACUAUCUGCGAUUACAAAGACAAGACGAAAUGCGAUUUGCACGUUGAACCUGAAGUAACGGAUAUAUUCGCUAACAGUGAAGACCCUGAAGAACUGAAGUACACUUGGGUAGAAUGGCAUAAGGCAGCCGGUGCACCUUCUAGGGGCAAUUUCACCGAAUACGUUGAGAUGGACAAUGAAGCGGCAAAGUUAAAUGGCUACGAUACCGUAGCGGAAUGGUGGCUGGGCGAAUACGAGACAGCGGACAGUGAGGAUCAGUUCAUUGCGCUGUGGAAACAGGUGAAGCCUCUGUACCAACAGAUCCACGCUUACGUGCGUCGACACUUGAGGCUGAAGUACGGCGAGGACGUUGUCUCCGCGAAGGGGCCGCUACCAGCUCAUUUACUUGGCAACAUCUGGGCACAAACAUGGGGUGGCGUUGAGAAGUUCACCAGGCCAUACCCCGACAAACCGGACGUCGAUGUGACUGCUGCUUUAAUUAGCCAGAAUUACACGGCGCUCAAAAUGUUCAAAACUGCCGAGGAGUUUUUCACAUCGCUAAACUUGAGCGGAAUGCCAGAUUUGUUUUGGGAGCGAUCGAUCAUAGAGAAGCCUGACGAUGGACGUGAGAUGGUGUGCCACGCAUCGGCGUGGGACUUCUUUGAUGGUGAAGAUUUCAGGAUAAAACAAUGCACAACCAUAACGAACGCUUUCUUCAAGACCACUCAUCAUGAGAUGGGCCACAUUCAGUAUUACCUGCAAUACAAAGAUCAACCUGUUAUCUAUAGGGAAGGAGCUAAUCCAGGGUUCCACGAAGCAGUUGGCGAUGUAAUUGCAUUGUCGGUAUCAACACCAAAGCAUUUGCGAGUGAUGGGAUUAUUGGAGGAUGGCCCAGAUGAUAUUGAGUCUAACAUAAAUCAACUCUAUAAAAUGGGCUUGGACAAAAUAGUGUUCCUACCCUUCGCCUACAUCCUCGACUUGUUCCGCUACGGCGUUUUCCGCGGGACGACCACGCCGGACAACUACAACUGCCACUUCUGGCAACUGAGGGAAGCUAUCCAGGGCGUGGAGCCGCCAGCGCCGCGAAGCGAGCAAGACUUCGAUCCCGCUGCGAAGUACCACAUCGCAGCUGACGUUGAAUAUAUGAGAUAUUACAUAUCGUACAUUAUCCAGUUCCAAUUCCAUCGUUCGCUGUGCCAAUUGGCCGGCGAGUAUACGCCGGGUGAUUCUGACAAACUGUUGUCAAACUGCGACAUUUACAAGAGCACAGCCGCCGGCAACGCUUUAGGAAAAAUGCUGCAACUGGGCUCGUCCAAGCCUUGGCCGGACGCUAUGGAGAUGCUGACUGGCCAACGUAACAUGGACGCCAGUGGGGUCCUGGAGUACUUCCAGCCGUUGCAUGACUGGCUCAAAGCGGAGAACGAGAAAACUGGCGAAUACAUUGGCUGGGAACCGAGUACAGUUCAAUAUUGCACGGACGAACAACGCGCAGAAAUGGAGAUCUCGGAAUUCAAGAAGGGCUUGGAUAAAAUCACCGGU